This is a messenger RNA of Syngnathus typhle (broad-nosed pipefish), 639 nucleotides long. It is a transcript of the gene wdr83os, whose product is annotated as WD repeat domain 83 opposite strand. Bases 124 to 444 code for a protein of 106 amino acids. The transcript is spliced from 4 exons. The record is from RefSeq and is a predicted model, not a curated record. Gene Ontology annotation, molecular function: protein folding chaperone. Gene Ontology annotation, biological process: protein insertion into ER membrane. Gene Ontology annotation, cellular component: endoplasmic reticulum membrane. Lineage: Eukaryota; Metazoa; Chordata; Actinopteri; Syngnathiformes; Syngnathidae.
UACUUUGAAGACUAAGGGAAACUCUUGUCACUUUAAGUCCAUUCCCUCACGUACGACCAACAACAUUUCAAUCAUCAAGCUUCCGAAAACAAUUGUGAGCGAAGUCGCACUUGGAGUGGAAGAAUGUCCUCGAACAACAUGGCGGAUCCCAGGAGACAAAACAAGAUCUUGCGGUACAAGCCCCCCACUACGGAGUCCAAUCCCACACUGGAGGACCCCACCCCGGACUACAUGAACCUGCUGGGCAUGAUCUUCAGCAUGUGUGGACUCAUGCUCAAGCUGAAGUGGUGCGCGUGGAUCGCCGUCUACUGCUCCUUCAUCAGUUUCGCCAACUCCAGAAGCUCCGAGGACACCAAACAGAUGAUGAGCAGCUUCAUGUUGUCCAUCUCAGCCGUGGUCAUGUCGUACCUACAGAACCCUCAGCCCAUGUCGCCGCCGUGGUAAGCGAGAAGGGGGCGCGGCCACAGCUGUAAACAAAGGAAACCGCAUGGAAAGUUCAACGAAGACGAGACGAGAGGGACGCCCGUCCGCCCGCCCGGCCGGCCGGCCGUCUCGCUUCCACCUGUUUUGGGUUACUUGAUGUUUUGCUACUCAAUACAUUGGAAUACAAAAAAUAAAAUAUCACACUUGGUCACAUUG